AGGGAGCCAUUUGAGACGCAGCCUUUGUCGUGCUAGUGAGGAACAAGUUAGGGCUCUUGGUUAGGAAAUAACGUUCCUGGGCCGUUAAGUUAUGUCAAGUACGCGUGAAAAUGUGCAGUUUAUUCAUUUUGAGGUUUUUCUGACCGUUAAUAUGACCGUACCGACCCUGUUUACAGCGCUAAACUAGCUCGUAGCUGCCCCUCCCGCUGUGUUUGGUGUCGUAGCCUGUUUGCUAGCUUAACUUUAUGAAAAUGUGGCGGGGAGUGUAGAAAAUGGAGAACCCGGCGUUCGGGUGUUUUUCCAGAUAUUCCUGGCUGGAUUUCCUCUUCGCUGUAAUCGGAGUUUGUACGUUUUUGUUCGACAUUGGUUCGGACGUGUGGCUGGCCAAGGAGUUCUACCAGCACGGAGAGUUCUUCUGGUUCGCGGCGCUGCUCGGCUUCAUGCUGGUUUCCUCCGCGGUGGUUCAGAUGUUCAGCUGGUUCUGGAUCCAGUACGACAGCCAGCUGGAAAACUACGACUUCGAGACAGCAUGCAGGAGAGUCAUCCUGUUUGGGAGCCCCAAACGGGUCAGACUCACCGGCUUCCUUCAUAUCUGCCAGCUUGGUUUCUUACUCAGGCACAUAUCAGCCGUCUGGCUGGGCUUCUGCGUGUGGUGGAGAGGAGAGAAGGGGUCAGAGUAUGCGGUGUAUCUGACCCAUGAUCUGAGCAUGCUGCGACUCAUCGAAACGUUCUGCGAGAGCGCUCCUCAGCUGUCCCUCAUGAUCUACAUCAUGCUCCACAACAGCCAGGCCCGGACGAUCCAGUACGUGAGCGCGAUAGCCUCCACGACGUCAAUAGCGUGGAUGGUGGUGGACUACCACCGCUCACUGCGCUCCUUCCUGCCGGACAAGAGCAAACAGGGAUGGCUCUCUUCUGCGGUUUACUUCCUGUGGAACCUCCUCCUGAUCGCCCCGAGAGUGGUCACUGUGGCUCUGUUUACCUCCGUCCUGCCCUGCUACAUCGCUGCUCACUUCCUGUGCCUUUGGCUUGCCUUUGUCCUCUGGGCCUGGCUGCAGGGCACUAACUUCAUGGACAGUCCUGCAGGAGAGUGGCUCUACAGGGCCACCAUAGGGCUUAUAUGGUACUUCAGCUGGUUUAACGUGGCAGAAGGUAAGACGAGAGGGAGGAGCAUCAUUUAUCACACUUUUGCUUUAACAGACAGUGGAGUUUUGCUUUUCUCGUGGUGGUGGCUCAGGGAUCUGGAAACAACCCAGUCGUACACCCUGUUAGUUCUCAUUCUCGUUCCGCUGUCUUAUGUCAUGGGCCUCCUGGUCAAAACGCUUUAUUACUGCUGCUUUCAUCCAACGCUGUGGCAGCCGGUGGACUCGGGCAAAGCUCCAGACGAUGUGCCGGAUGGAGAUGCGGCUUUUGUUCAAGCGGUUUCUUCCGUCCCGGAGUUUGUAAACAAGAGAAUGGCCAAACACGUCAGUAACUUUUACAGCACAAGGACUCUACCUACAACUAAAACGAAUGGAUAAGGAGAAAACAGGGUUGUUUAAGGAUGAGAGAAAAGCGAAAUUAGGUCAACCACAGUCAAGGUUAAUUAAUCCAGAUUGUGUCUAAUUCUUGACUAAAACAUAGUAUUUCAUUUGAUCUAUCCAUGCUCCACUAGGGCUGAACGACAUGGUCACAUUUUUCUGACCAAUAUUGUGACUGCAAUUUAAAUUGUGAUUAUUAUCUAUAAAUUAAGGCCUGUUUUUUGACUGAGAUGACCAGAAAUAUCCACAGUUCCUGGCUGAAUGUAGUGUGCCAGAUUGCCAGUUAGUUGUGUUUAUGAUGUCACAGCUCAUGGGUAUUCUGAUUGGCUGGCUGCUUUUGAUUGGUCUAACUGAUCUACAGUCAGUUGACAAGCUGAAAUACAGGCUAUAAUAAAACUUGCAGCUCUUGCGAUUUGAAAUUUGCACUCUUAUCAUCUUAGACUUACACAAGCUUUUCAGAGAGCUGGCUAAAAUCCCAUUCAACAUAAUGAGAUAAUGAAAUACCUUAAUUUAGAGGGUGUUAUUAAUUAAAUAUUUGUAUGUAUGAAAUGUCGCACUGUUAGGAUAGACAGGGUGUGUUUUUCGUUGUGAAAUCAUAUUUUUAUGAAUGAACAUCUCAUUGAUAGGCAAAGAAACCUCACCAGAUUCAGCACUGCUAGCUUGCUAAGUUAACAUAGUCACUUACACCACAAGCUAAAGCAUUUUUGCUCUCAUAUUUGGUAUAAAUACACCGAUCAGGCUUAACAUUAUGACCACCUCCUUGUUUCUCCUCUCAUUGUCCAUUUUAUCAGCUCCACUUACUAUAUAGGUGCACUU
Messenger RNA from Colossoma macropomum (tambaqui), 2333 nucleotides. It is a transcript of the gene xkr8.3, whose product is annotated as XK, Kell blood group complex subunit-related family, member 8, tandem duplicate 3. Gene Ontology annotation, cellular component: plasma membrane. Gene Ontology annotation, biological process: apoptotic process involved in development; engulfment of apoptotic cell; phosphatidylserine exposure on apoptotic cell surface. The transcript is spliced from 3 exons. The record is from RefSeq and is a predicted model, not a curated record. The coding region runs from base 273 to 1517 and encodes 414 amino acids. NCBI's taxonomy places the organism in Eukaryota, Metazoa, Chordata, Actinopteri, Characiformes, Serrasalmidae.